GGAAGGUUUUUUCGUAAAAAAAAAAAAAACCUACCCAAUUCUCACUUUCUUUGAUCACUCUAUCUAAUUUAAUCCUAACUCUCUCUUAUAUUAUUUUUUUUUUCUCUCUCAUUUUCUUAGUAACCAAACAAAAAACUCAAAAAUGGAGAACAUCAACAACAACAACAAACAAGAUCUCGAAGAAGAAUUCAUUUUCCGAUCAAAACUUCCAGACAUUUACAUCCCAAACCACCUCCCACUCCACUCCUAUUGCUUCGAAAACAUUUCUCAAUUCAAAGACCGUCCAUGUCUAAUCAACGGCGCCACCGGAGAAACCAUCACCUACGCCGACGUCGAUCUCACCUCCAGAAAAGUCGCCGCCGGUCUUGACAAGAUCGGAAUCAAACAAGGUGACGUCAUCAUGCUUUUACUCCAGAACAGUCCUGAAUUCGUUUACUCUUUUCUCGCCGCUUCUUACAUCGGAGCUAUAAUCACUACCGCCAAUCCGUUCUAUACUCCGGCGGAGGUGGCUAAACAAGCGGCGGCGUCGAAAACUAAGCUUGUUAUAACCUUAUCUGGCUAUAUCGAUAAGGUUAAGGAUUUUACCAGUAAUGAAAAUGGCGGUGGUGUGAAGGUGAUGUGUAUCGACGCGCCACCAAUCGAGAGUGAGUGUUUACAUUUCUCGUUGCUGACGCAAGCUGACGAAAGCGAGAUUCCAGCUGUUAAGAUUCACCCAGACGACGUCGUUGCGUUACCUUAUUCAUCUGGAACGACUGGUCUUCCAAAAGGUGUGAUGUUGACUCAUAAAGGUUUGGUGACAAGUGUCGCUCAGCAAGUGGACGGUGAUAAUCCAAAUUUGUACUUUCAUCAAAACGACGUCAUUCUAUGCGUUUUGCCUCUUUUUCAUAUUUAUUCCCUUAAUUCCAUUUUAUUGUGUGGACUUCGGGUCGGGGCGGCUAUUUUGAUCAUGCAAAAAUUUGAGAUUAAUAAAUUGCUUGAGUUGAUUGAGAAAUUUAAGGUGACAAUCGCACCGUUCGUUCCGCCGAUCGUUCUAUCGGUUGCCAAGUGUCCCGAUCUUCAUCGGUACGACUUGUCGUCGAUUCGGACCGUCAUGUCGGGUGGGGCCCCGAUGGGUAAGGAGCUUGAAGAAGCCGUAAAGGAAAAACUUCCUCAUGCUAAACUUGGACAGGGCUAUGGUAUGACAGAGGCGGGACCCGUACUAUCGAUGUGCUUGGCCUUUGCAAAGGAACCCUUUCCUAUUAAAUCCGGCGCGUGUGGUACAGUCGUUAGAAACGCUGAGAUGAAGAUUGUUGAUCCUGAUACUGGCGCGUCUCUUCCACGUAACCAAUCUGGGGAGAUUUGCAUUAGGGGGAAACAAAUUAUGAAAGGUUAUAUUAAUGAUUUUGAGGCCACAAAGGGGACCAUUGAUGAAGCUGGAUGGCUCCACACCGGUGACAUAGGGUUCAUUGACAACGACGAUGAACUCUUCAUUGUCGAUCGCUUAAAGGAACUCAUCAAAUACAAAGGCUUCCAAGUAGCCCCGGCCGAGCUCGAAUCCAUGCUCAUCGCCCAUCCUAAUAUUUCCGAUGCCGCUGUUGUUUCAAUGAAAGAUGAAGCUGCAGGAGAGGUUCCUGUUGCCUUUGUUGUAAGAUCAAAUGGUUCCAAAAUCAGUGAAGAAGAUAUCAAGCAAUAUAUCUCAAAACAGGUAGUGUUUUACAAGAGAAUUGCAAAGGUAUUCUUCAUAGAAGAAAUCCCAAAAAGCCCAGCAGGAAAAAUCUUGAGGAAAAGUUUAAGAGCAAGACUUGUCACUGAACAAGCCAUUUAGGGGUUUUAAUUAUUUAAUUAUUAUUAUAAUUAUUAUAAUUAUUUCUUCUUUUUUUUUUCUUUCUCACUGAUCAUAUAUAGUUUGAUUAAGCCAAUAUAAUCAUCAUGAUCAAGUGUGAAGACUAGGUAAAUUGUGGGUUUAUUCUUUUCUUUUUUUGGGGCCAAUUUCUUUAACAAAUUCCCAAAAGGCAAGUCAACUAGGGGAGAAAAAUUGAAAGGGAAAAAGGCAAAUAUAUAAUAGUGAAUUUGUGUCUACUUGUUGUACUAAAUUUGUUGGAACCCAAUUGAUUAGGAUCCAGGGAAAGAGGUAUAAGUGCAUAUGAACUUUUGUAAGAAUUUGUUUAUGUAUAUGAUAUAUGUUGUUUUUAUCUCU
Messenger RNA from Cannabis sativa, 2176 nucleotides. RefSeq names its product 4-coumarate--CoA ligase CCL1. Lineage: Eukaryota; Viridiplantae; Streptophyta; Magnoliopsida; Rosales; Cannabaceae. Gene Ontology annotation, molecular function: CoA-ligase activity. The coding region runs from base 143 to 1804 and encodes 553 amino acids. The transcript is spliced from 5 exons. The record is from RefSeq and is a predicted model, not a curated record.